AAUUGCAUCACACCUAUGAAUAGCCGAGCACGUUGAUGCCACACACUUUAACACUGUUCUAGCAUUGGUGGUCGGUCGCACACUGCAGUAGGUGGUUCUCUCAACUGCUGCUGUCUACACAGUCUAAAUAACCCGCCGGUUCAGCUCUGUAUUGGCUAAUUUCAGCACCGCAAUUCACUGGGAAAACCAGUGGGGUUUUUUCAUUGCUCUCUUUCUCUCUCCUGCUGAUCAUCGGAGGCUCCAUCGAGAGAGAGUGUUAUAGUACCUGACAAUACAGGGGUUAUCGACUGCUACAGACUGCGCUAUACAGUGGUGGGAUAGAGCAGGCGAGGCGGGCUGGCCAGCUAGGCAGACAGUGGGUUAACCGUGGAGGGAGGGCGAGAUUGGAAGGCGCUCGAUCGCUAGCACUGCAAGUCAGCACAAUGAAUGGCACUACUGUGCAGCAUGGAUGUUCGGUGGUAAAGUGGGUGUAGUGCGUGUUCUUGAAAUGGGCUGGACUACCUGGUGAUUAAGGAGGGUGUAUUGUAUACUGAUGAGGAGACGAUACCACCUUAUCCUCGGGGCUUUAGUCGUCAUAAUUACGGCUGUGUUAGGGCUUAGUUUAGACAUCACUGCUAGAGAUGUCGUGGAUCUCAUCGAAUCCCUCAAUGAAACGGCGACGCAAAUUACGGGAUUCCAAUAUACCUCAGGGCCUAACAACGGCACACCAGCAAUUUUAUUGCAAGAUCCCACUAGAAACAUAUUAUUACCAAGAGCUGUGACGGACAGAGCGCUGCAGCUCCUGCGAGACCAUAAUGAAAUCACAUUUCUAGCAACCGUCAGACAGGAAAUAGGAGACUCUGGCAGCAUAUUAGCAUUUUCUUCAGAUAUAUAUAGGUUUCUAGAAAUUGAGAGUAGUGGAAGGCGAGAUGAGAUACGUUUCCAUUACACACAUGACCAACAAGUACGCGUCGAAACAUUCCCUUACAGACUUGCUGACAACACGUGGCACCGGGUGGCGCUUACACUCAGUGGCACGCAUGUGACUUUGUUAGUAAACUGUAGCAAAGUAUAUGAACGGGUGAUACAGACUGUGGAUAAAGAAUUCACGGCAGGGAGGCAACUUUCUCUUUUUUUAGGCCAAAGAAAUGGCCAACAUGCACUUUUUAGGGGGGCUUUACAAGAUGUAAAAAUAGUUACUCAGUCACAUGGGUAUUUGUUACAAUGUCCACAGCAAGACACAGUGUGUCCUACUUGUGCUCAGUACCAAGCAUUGGAAGAAAAAGUUAAAGAAAUGUAUAAUUUAUAUCAAAAUAUAUCUUUAAAGCUUCUGCAGGCGGAAGAGAGAAUACUGGGGCUGGAGCAAUGUGAAUGUUUGAAAAGCUGUUCAGAUAAUGGCACAGUCAGAAAGGAGGGCGAGGUUUGGGAGAAGGAUAAAUGUACUGUUUGUAUGUGUAGGAAUGGAACUGUUGAAUGUAGAAAAAUAGAUUGUCCGCCUGCAGAUUGCACAAACCCAAUCUAUCGGGAUGAAGAAUGCUGUCCUGUAUGCUUAACUAACUGUUUUUAUAGUGGAAAAUAUUAUGACCAUGGCCAGGGGUUCAGCCCUCGUGUAUGUGUAACUUGUACCUGUGAUAAUGGGAGGAUGGUGUGUGAGAGACAAGAUCCAGAUCAGAGUUGUCCCCACUUGAGUUGUCCACAGUCUGAGAGGCUGCAGAUCCAAGGAGAAUGUUGUCCUGUGUGUGCAGGGACAGAUUUUUGUUCUGCUGGACAUGACUGUGAUGUUAAUGCUACGUGUGUGAACCUUGCCACACGGUAUGCAUGUCAGUGCAGACCAGGCUUCCAGGGGGAUGGACACUUUUGUGAAGAUAUUGAUGAGUGUAUGUCCGAAGGAGGCAAAACAGGCCACCAUUGCCAUAGCAACACAGCUUGUGUGAACACUAUUGGCUCAUAUACUUGCCAGUGUGCCGAUGGACACAACCGAUUGGACGCUUAUUCCUGUGAAGGUAGCGCAUUGUUCUCAUUGGCCAGAACUGUGCUCUUGGUGUGCCUGUGCCUUAUUUUCUUUCACAAUGCCGUGUAAAAAGAAAUUGCCAGAAUGCAGGGGGAUGUACACUUCAGUUGUAACAAAGUUUCAAUACGCAGAUGUCUGUUUUUAAAAAAAAAAUGAAAAGAAAAGCUGUCUCUGUACAUAUAUUAUAUAUUAACGUAUGACUAUCGUUAUUGUCACUGUAAAUAGUGUCACUGUGCAGGUGAUUUUUGUACAUAGGUCAGUGCUAAAGAUGUAAUAUAUUUGAUGUCAACUUAAAACAUUUCAUAUCUGCGCCGUAUGUUAUUUUGUUGAUAAUUUCAUGAAUAAAUAUUAUUAAGAUAUUUCUAUUAUUCAUUUUGGGGAAAUGGUAGCUUUCUAUUUUUUAGAGAUGAAGAGAGAAAAACAAUUGAAACUUUAAUUCAUGUAUGAAAGUGUCAUACAUUAAUUUUUUUUUUCUACUACUACUUGUCUACCUCUGGAAUUUGAGCUGUAGAAUUUACAGAGAAUAAAUCCCAUUUCCUACA
Messenger RNA from Gigantopelta aegis, 2532 nucleotides. Its product is annotated as protein kinase C-binding protein NELL1-like. Bases 533 to 2059 code for a protein of 508 amino acids. NCBI's taxonomy places the organism in Eukaryota, Metazoa, Mollusca, Gastropoda, Neomphalida, Peltospiridae. Gene Ontology annotation, molecular function: protein binding; calcium ion binding. The record is from RefSeq and is a predicted model, not a curated record. The transcript has 12 exons.